This is a messenger RNA of Orbicella faveolata, 2626 nucleotides long. Its product is annotated as steroid 17-alpha-hydroxylase/17,20 lyase pseudogene. NCBI's taxonomy places the organism in Eukaryota, Metazoa, Cnidaria, Anthozoa, Scleractinia, Merulinidae. The record is from RefSeq and is a predicted model, not a curated record.
UGAAUUCUGACCGAAAUUUCCGAAAUCUUUGGCAUAAUGGAAAGCACCUUUAGACUAUAGCAACGUCAUUUUGCUCAGUUGUGGUUGACUGCUCUUGUAACAAAAUAGCGAUAACCAUUCCAGACGAUAAAGGUUUGACUUGAACCCACCACAUGGACAUGUAGGAGCUCUGCAAUGUCUGACACUUCUGAGUAGCUAUAGUAUCUGCUUUCCUUUUCCUUGUGGCAGUUUUCGUCUUAACAGUAGAUUGGGAACUUUUGUUUUGUUUUGAUGAUCAAAGCCGCAAAAUUUUAUGCUAUGCUGUCCUCGAUCGGAAUAUGUUAAAUGAUCCGUCUUCAUGCAAAGUUACACGUCUGGAUCGCGUGACAUUCCAAUAUCAAGUAACAUAAAAAAAGGCAAACAAAGGUGCUGAGAACACUUCAAGGACGUCUUGAAAUUGUUUGCAUAGUCAUUCCCGACAAAAAGAUACUUUUGGUACUUGAUCCUAAGAACUAUUCUAAACGAUAGCCAUGUUUGAAGAACUGGCAUGGUUUAUCUUGGCUGUAAUCCUUGUUACAUUGAUCGUCAAUCACUUCACUGCAAACAGAAAUCUACCCUCAGGGCCUUUUCCUUUACCGAUUAUUGGAAAUGCGCACAAAGUAUCUCCCGAUUCACGCCAUGUUGACCUAACGACGCUGGAAAAACAAUAUGGCAAAGUCUUUCGUCUGUAUCUUGGAAGCCAGCUUGCAGUGGUGGUUAGUGGGAGAAAGGCUCUCAGGGAAGCUCUAGUUACAAAGUCGGCAGAAUUCGCUGGACGUCCUAAUCUCUAUACCGCAACCUAUUACUCGGAUAAUGGAAAGGCGGUUGCAUUCGCGGAUUAUUCUCUAGAGUGGAAACUACAUCGCAAGAUUGUGGUCUCAGCGCUCAGGAUAUACAACACUGGUGUGCUAAAACAAGGGUCCACCAUCAGUGACGAAUUCGAUCUCCUCUUGAAACGAGUCCAUUCGAAAAAUGGCCAACCUCACGACAUCACCAAAGAGAUUCGGCUGGCUGUGACGAAUGUGAUUUGCAAUUUGGUGUUCGGUUCGAGGUACGAGCUAGAUGACCCCGAGUUUACAGCGCUUCUGAAAAUCCAUAACGGAAUUUGGAAGAUGCUUGCGAGUGGAAGCGUGGUGGAUGCAUUUCCUUGGCUGAAGUUUCUUCCAUUCAAGUCCAUCCUGAAUUUUAAAGAGAAAUGCAAGGAACGAGACGAGCUGUUUGGAAGGAUUUAUCGAGAACACGUGGACGCCAAUAGAAUUGAUGAUCCUCAAGAUUUGACAGACGCCUUGUUGAAGGCAAAGAAAGAGGCUGAAGACGAGGAUUCCUCCAUCAAAGGAUUCCUGACAGAUCAGCAUCUCAUUAUGACCAUGAGUGAGGUCUUCAUAGGUGGGAUGGAAACCACUGCAAGUACGAUGUGUUGGGCGCUGUUGUACCUGAUUCAUAACCCGCACGUCCAGGAGAUGCUGCAUCAAGAGCUGGAUCGAGUUAUUGGCCCUCACCGUUUACCAGGACUUGAGGACAAAGAGAACCUGCCCUAUCUAGAAGCUGCUAUAACUGAGACUCUCCGAAUCUCUUCUGUUGGCGCUUUCGCACCUCAUAAAACAACAGUCGACACGACUUUGCAGGGAUAUCAUAUUCCGACGAACACCACAGUGUUUGCCAACUUAUGGUCCCUCCACCACGACCCAGAAAUUUGGGAUGAUCCAAACGAAUUCAGACCAACAAGGUUCCUGGAUGAGGAAGGUAAUUUUCUGCCUCCAAAACCUGACCAAUUCCUCCCGUUCUCGGCGGGGCGUCGAGGUUGUUUAGGGGAGUCUUUGGCACGAAUUCAGGUCUUCCUAGUCUUAGCACGUUUGCUGCAUAGCUUCAAGUUCAAGAAUCCACCAGGAUCCGAUCCUCCAAGUUUAGAACCCAUCACAGGUCUUGCGUUGAUGCCACGGCCGUUCAGCGUUUGUGCUCUCAACAGACAUUCUCUUUGAAUUCUCUUGUGUAAUGGGUGACUUUCGAUGCCUUUUGUGAGCAUUGUCUAAGAGCAAGAGAGAACAGACUGAAAUGACGAGAGAACAUUGGUGGCAAUCAACAGUGUAUCGCAUAGUUUUGACAUUUUGUCUCUAAGCUAAGCGUCUAGUUCGCAACGACAUACUAUAUACGACUUAUCUUAUCAUGUAACAUGCCGGUCGACUUUCUUCGUGAUAUUGGACUUCAACAACAACAACAACAACAACAACAAUUUUAUUUGUACUCAGCUAGAAAUUAGAAAUUAGAUGAACAAAAAACAAGUUAAAUUAAAAAGAGUACAUGGCUCCCCGAAAUAACCUUAGUGGCCUAAUAAGGCUGGGCAGCCAUCCUUAAUGAUUUACAGUGAUUAUUAAUUUGGGUCAAAUAAGAAGAGAAAAUAAGAAAAAGACAUCCAGGAGCACACACAACACACACAACAAAGACUAAUAAUACAUAGAGAUUUAGUGAAAAAUAGUCGGAUCAUACAGUGUACUAGUAACAUACACAGUUACAGACAUUCAAUAUGUACUAAUAGCUUGCAACAAUAUUUGAUUUGAUCUUUUUAUUUUUCUUUGAUCUGGGUGGAAUAAAACAAAAUUUGACUUGUCGA